Vombatus ursinus (common wombat) is the source of this 2811-nucleotide messenger RNA. RefSeq names its product solute carrier family 25 member 13 (gene SLC25A13). The coding region runs from base 63 to 2084 and encodes 673 amino acids. NCBI's taxonomy places the organism in Eukaryota, Metazoa, Chordata, Mammalia, Diprotodontia, Vombatidae. Gene Ontology annotation, molecular function: L-glutamate transmembrane transporter activity; calcium ion binding; L-aspartate transmembrane transporter activity. The transcript is spliced from 18 exons. The record is from RefSeq and is a predicted model, not a curated record. Gene Ontology annotation, biological process: L-glutamate transmembrane transport; malate-aspartate shuttle; aspartate transmembrane transport.
CGCGCGCAUCCCCCGCUGCCGAGAACGCGCCCGGCGCCUCCCACAGCGCAUCCUCGCGGAGCAUGGCGGCCGCUAAGGUGACUUUAACUAAGAGGGCGGAUCCAUCCGAGCUGAGAACCAUAUUUUUAAAGUAUGCAAGUGUUGAGAAAAAUGGCGAAUUUUUCAUGUCUCCGAAUGACUUUAUCAACCGGUACCUGAAUAUUUUUGGAGAUUGCCAGCCCAACCCCGAGACUGUGGAGCUCCUAGGAAGUGUGGUGGACCAGACGAAGGAUGGGCUAAUAUCCUUUCAAGAAUUCAUAGCGUUUGAGUCUGUCCUGUGCGCCCCGGAUGCUACGUUUGUGGUAGCCUUCCAGCUGUUUGACAAAACUGGCGGUGGAGAGGUGACCUUCGAGGAUGUAAAGCAAGUUUUUGAACGGACCACCAUUCAUCAACACAUUCCAUUUAACUGGAAUUCGGAAUUUGUGCAGCUGCACUUUGGGAAAGACCGAAAAAGACGACUUCCCUAUGCAGAGUUCACACAGUUCUUACUGGAAAUACAGUUGGAACAUGCCAAGCAGGCCUUUAUGCAGCGGGAUACUGCCCACACCGGGCGGGUCACCGCCAUGGACUUCCGGGACAUCAUGGUCACCAUCCGCCCACACGUCUUGACGCCUUUUGUGGAGGAGUGCCUGGUUGCGGCUGCGGGAGGUACCACGGCCCACCAAGUUAGCUUCUCCUACUUCAAUGGAUUUAAUUCUCUCCUUAACAACAUGGAGAUCAUUAGGAAGAUCUACACCACGCUGGCUGGCAACAGGAAAGACGUCGAGGUCACCAAGGAGGAGUUCGCGCUGGCAGCUCAGAAGUUCGGGCAGAUCACCCCCAUGGAAGUGGACAUCCUCUUUCAGCUGGCCGACCUCUAUGAGCCGCGAGGACGCAUGACGUUGGCGGACAUUGAGAGGAUCACCCCCCUGGUUGGCGAGCGCCUGCAGGGCCGGCUGACCGAGUUCCAAAGGCAGGUCUCUGACACAGCACCGUCUCUUCAGAAGGUCUCUGGGGAUUCACGCCCCUUCAUCAUCCACGUGGCAGAGUCUGCUUACAGGUUCGCCCUGGGCUCCGUUGCUGGAGCUGUGGGAGCCACUGCCGUCUACCCAAUUGAUCUGGUGAAGACCCGGAUGCAGAACCAGCGGUCCACGGGCUCCUUGGUGGGAGAGCUGAUGUACAAAAACAGCUUUGAUUGUUUUAAGAAAGUGCUGCGCUACGAAGGCUUCUUUGGACUCUACAGAGGUCUGGUGCCCCAGUUGUUGGGGGUCGCCCCGGAGAAGGCCAUCAAGCUCACGGUCAAUGAUUUUGUCCGCGACAAGUUCGAACGCAAAGAUGGCUCUAUCCCCCUGGCAGCGGAAAUCCUCGCUGGUGGCUGUGCCGGAGGCUCGCAGGUGAUUUUCACAAACCCACUAGAAAUCGUCAAGAUCCGCUUACAAGUGGCUGGAGAAAUCACCACAGGCCCUCGCGUCAGCGCCCUGUCCGUGGUCCGUGACCUGGGCUUCUUUGGAAUCUACAAGGGUGCCAAAGCGUGCUUUCUGCGGGACAUCCCCUUCUCCGCCAUUUACUUCCCCUGCUAUGCGCACGUGAAGGCGUCCUUCGCUCAGGAGGAUGGGCACGUCAGCCCUGGGAGCCUCCUCCUCGCGGGGGCCAUUGCUGGUAUGCCAGCUGCAUCUUUAGUGACCCCCGCUGACGUGAUCAAGACAAGACUACAGGUGGCAGCUCGGACUGGCCAGACCACCUACAGCGGAGUGAUGGAUUGCUUUCAGAAGAUCCUUCGAGAAGAGGGCCACAGAGCCUUGUGGAAGGGGACAGGGGCUCGUGUGUUCCGAUCAUCGCCUCAGUUUGGCGUGACGCUGCUGACCUAUGAGCUGCUGCAGCGUUGGCUCUACGUGGACUUUGGGGGCACAAAACCAGCCUCCCCCGAGCCUGCUGUGAGAUCCCUGCGUCCCUCCAAUGCCGACCACGUGGGGGGCUACAAGUUAGCCGUGGCCACGUUUGCGGGCGUCGAAAACAAGUUCGGACUCUACUUGCCUCGGUUCAAGCCAUCCGCGCCCGCUCCGUAGUGACCCGCGCUGCUGACCUGGCAGAGCUGGGGGCAGCCUCCAUCCUCUCUCCCUUGUCUUGUUCAGAUGUAAGCUGGGCUUUCUAUCAUGAUCACUACAUGGAAUCGUUUGGGGUUCGCGCUUCCUUAACCAGUUGACGGUGAAAUUCCUGCUCGUGAUUCAUUCUUGCAGCCGAGCUGGCCUCCGACCUCAUGACCCCGAGAGAGGACAGGGCAGGAGCGGAGCGACGAGCGGACUUGGGAGACCCUUUCCUCGGGCCGGGGGAGGGCGGAGAGCCCUGACGUUGCUUUUAUACCAGGAUCAGCCGCCCUGGCAUCGGGCUUUAAACAUCGACACGCACAAGCAGUCUCUGGAUCGUAUUAUGAAGCAUUGAUGUGAAACAUGUUUUUGUGUAAUGCAAACCACAUUGACUGCUGCGACCCCGGACUCCGUUCCCAGCAUCGGGCCGCUUGAGGAGAGGGCUGCGUCCGUAUGCUCUUAGCGCGCCCUGGCAUUUUCUCUCGCUUUCAUCGCACAAGUGACUGGGCUCCCCUCUCCGGGGUCCAGAAGGUGGACGGACCAGGCCCCUCCCCCUGCACCCCCACCCCGCAGCCGCUGUCCCUGCUCUUCUCUUUACCCUCAAUCAUGUCGAAGACAAAGAUGGUCUCUGAUUUCUGGUGCCUGGGGGUCAUGUUUGUAGGGCUGUGUAUUUAUUUCUGAGGAGAGAAAUAAACCCUUCAAACAGCUA